Molecule: messenger RNA, 879 nt
Organism: Magnolia sinica
Lineage: Eukaryota; Viridiplantae; Streptophyta; Magnoliopsida; Magnoliales; Magnoliaceae
Product: germin-like protein 5-1
Exons: 2
Coding region: 67-717 (216 amino acids)
Biological process (GO): regulation of root development; plasmodesmata-mediated intercellular transport
Cellular component (GO): plasmodesma; cell wall
Molecular function (GO): manganese ion binding
Source: RefSeq, a predicted model, not a curated record
CCAACGUACACAAAACACCUCUCUCUCUCUCUCUCUCUCUCUCUCUCUCUCUCUCUCGUAGCAACCAUGGAGACUGUAGUUAGCCUCCUUCUCAUCCUUGCCAUCAUCUCCGGCACCGGUGCCGCAGAUCCCGACAUGCUCCAGGACAUUUGCGUCGCUGAUCGUACUGGAGCGGUUAAGGUUAAUGGAUUCAUCUGCAAAGACGCUGCGAAAGUGAAUUCUUCGGAUUUCUUCUUCGACGGACUCGCUAAGCCCGGUAGCACGAACAAUACAAUGGGAUCUCUAGUAACAGUGGCCAAUGUUGAUAAGAUCCCUGGCCUCAACACGCUCGGUGUGUCGCUAGCCCGGAUCGACUAUGCGCCGGGCGGCCUGAAUCCACCUCACACACAUCCAAGGGCUACUGAGAUUGUGUUCGUUCUCGAAGGCCAAUUGGACGUUGGGUUCAUCACGACAGCCAAUUCUCUCUUCUCGAAGACUAUCAAGAAGGGUGAGAUCUUCGUUUUCCCUAGGGGCCUAGUGCAUUUCCAGAAGAACAACGGGGUUGUGCCGGCGGCGGUGAUCGCUGCAUUCAACAGUCAAUUGCCUGGGACCCAGUCGAUCGCUCUGACUCUGUUCACGGCGACUCCACCGGUCCCUGACAAUGUGCUUACAAAGGCAUUCCAGAUUGGUACCAAGGAAGUUGAGAAGAUCAAGACCCGGCUAGCACCGAAAAAAUAGAGAGAGAUUGUGUUUUACCGCCGGCAUGUCAGAUUCCGGCAGCCGGACAGCCAGUGUGUAGUUUGCUGAUAUGGAUUUUGUACUUUUGCUUUUUGGAAAAAUAAUUUACAUGUGUGUGGAUCGUUAUUAUUAAUCAAUCAUACCGAUGUCAUCAUUUUACUA